AUGGCAUAUCCUUUCUCAGAUUUCAAGUACUCUGAUGGCCUCACUGUAGUGGGUAUCUCCUUCUGCACAGCUAUUGUUUGUGAGGCUAUCUCAUGGGUUCUUAUCUAUCGGACCAAUUCUUACAAAAACCUUCGGUCCUCUAUUGACAAAGCCUCCAAGAAACUUGAGACUAUGAAAACAGACAGCAAUAAAAUCAACAUCAAGAAGUCCAAGACCAAAAAGAUCGAUCGUGUUGAGACAAGCCUCAAAGAAUCGAGUCGUGAUCUGUCUCUCUUCAAGUUCAAGUCUGGGGGUGUGGUGGCUCUGGUUCUCUUUGUAGUCUUUGGGUUGCUGAAUUCACUCUUCGAAGGCAAGAUAGUUGCCAAAUUGCCCUUCAAACCUUUUGGGCUUAUUAUGAAGAUGAGCCAUCGCGGUUUGCAGGGUAAUGAUCCCACUGAUUGUUCCAUGGCAUUUCUAUACUUCUUGUGCUCCAUUAGCAUCAGAACAAAUUUGCAGAAGUUCUUGGGUUUUGCACCGCCCAGAGGUGCUAGUGCUGGCCUCUUUCCCAUGCCUGAUCCAAAGACCAGUUGA
Messenger RNA from Sphenostylis stenocarpa, 570 nucleotides. NCBI's taxonomy places the organism in Eukaryota, Viridiplantae, Streptophyta, Magnoliopsida, Fabales, Fabaceae. The record is from the annotation of a GenBank genome assembly.